Molecule: messenger RNA, 489 nt
Organism: Cannabis sativa
Lineage: Eukaryota; Viridiplantae; Streptophyta; Magnoliopsida; Rosales; Cannabaceae
Product: F-box protein FBW2-like
Exons: 2
Coding region: 1-489 (162 amino acids)
Molecular function (GO): protein binding
Source: RefSeq, a predicted model, not a curated record
AUGGAAAAUCAAUCUUACGAAUAUCGUAAUUGGGGUGAGUUAAUAGCAGAUGCACUUGUACUAAUCAUUACCAAGUUAACAUUACGUGACAAACUUCAUUCGAUUCCAAUUGUAUGCAAGCCAUGGUACAAAGUUAUUACCUCAUCACCUCAUUGCUGGCUUGACAUAGACUUUGAUGAGUUGUUUGAUGAUUUUCAUAUUCAACACAUCCAAGUGAUGAGUGUUAGAAUGAGACUUCUCCAAUUACUUCCAAUCUUACUAAGAAGAUGUUCACCCAAAUUCCACUCAUUUUCUUGCUCUAAAUAUCUCAACGCUUCAUCCUUAUCUCUUCUUGCAAACUCGGGUACUGAGUCACUUCGGACAUUGAAGAUGCCAUGGACUGAUUUAUCAAAUGAUGAGACAAUAUUUGAAAGUGUAGCUAGGAAACUGUCCAACUUGACUUACUUGGAUAUAAGUCACUGCAGUGGAAUUGGAGUUGAAGGUUUGUAA